UGAUUCGCUGAGUGAAGCUUCUCGCUGAAACACAUACUGAUUCGUCGGCCAAAGGCCACCCUGGUGUUUCUUUCACCCUUAAGUAAACAGUAAAAUGUCUAAGUUAGAGCUGUUAAACUCGUAUCUGAUGGAGCGGCUCGCUGUGGCUGUUCGGGAGAUUGUGGAGGCGGUGGACGCCACGGUGACCGAGUACCGCACAGAGACCGCGCAGACACGCAUCGAAAACGAAACCCUCAAACAGCAGCUCCGAGAGCUUCUCACUCCAGCGCCAGAACCAGCCCAGAAGUCCUCCAAAUCUGGCUCAGAGGAAAUCUCUCCAUGUGGACAAAAGGAGUGGGGCUUGAACCUGGAACAACAAGCAGAACCUCUAGAAGUGAACCAGAACCAAGUAUUAAGUGAAGGUUCAGUUGGGCAGAAGAUGCCACAGACACAAGACCUGGUACCAGUUUGCAAAAAAGACCCAGAUCCUGAGGUUAAAACCCUCAAUGUGGACUUGUGCACAGAGAAUCCCCCUUCUGCAAACACAGAUGAGAACACCUUUCAAGAAGUGUUGUUGCCCGUUGUAAAACUGCACAGAGUGAAGCUUGAACCAGAAGAGAAGCAAAUUCCAGUAUCAUUACCAGACACUAACCUUCCUACAGAUCCGGGUCAUUCAUAUAGCCCUGAAUCCUCUCAGAGAAUGGGCAGUCCCAGCACAGGCAGUCAUAAUGUAUUGAUCUCAGAGGUAACAGAGAGAGGAGAGCUCCACAACACAGCUCAGCCGAAUCAGACAAGGAGCUUGGAGAAUGUGAGUAAAGAGGUGCACAAUGACGUGCUGUAUAAAUGUUCACAUUGCCGAAAGACAUUCACAGAACUGAAAAAGCUACAGAUGCACCAGCAAGCUCAUGAGAGAGCCUUCGGCUGCAACUGGUGUGGCAAGGGUUUCUACCAGUCAGCUGACCUUCGGCGCCAUUUGCGCACACACACUGGAGAGAGGCCCUACUUAUGCACCUGGUGCUCCAAGAGCUUUAGCCAAAGAAGCAACCUGCGGCGACACGUGCGUAUUCACACAGGAGAGAGGCCGUAUCGGUGCGCUCAUUGUGAGCGCAGUUUCAGUGACAGCCACACACUGAAGAAACACCAACGCAAACAUUAUGAUGAGCGAUACAAUUGCUCUCUCUGUGACCAGAGCUUCACUGUAGCCAGGUCACUGCAGCUUCACCUGUUAAAGCAGCAUCUCAUCGACAAAGACAGUCAAAGUAUACAGCAAACUGGCUUUCAGACUCAAACAUAGAGUAUACUCCUCCUUUACCAACCCGUUGUUCUGGAGUACUGAACUGUUUGAUAUUUUUAAGUAUUAUUAUUGUGUGUUUUGCAAAAGUUCACAGUUUGAAUAUGCAGUCAUGUAGAAAAGUCAGACUGCCUUCUGUAACACAUGAUACAUUGAUAUGUCAGUCUGAUCCUAGUAUGAUCUAAUUAUACAUGUUAUAAACUUAUCUGCCCCAGGAUUUUUAUUUUAUGUAAAUCUCUCAGUUAAAAAGAUAAAAUAUCUAUUUAUCCUCAAAGUAUACUCCUUUUUCUGACUUCACCCUUCAUCUGAAGAUGUGUAAGAUUUGUGGCUUGUUUAACACGUUGCAACUCAAGAUCAAAAUUUAA
Messenger RNA from Neoarius graeffei (lesser salmon catfish), 1635 nucleotides. RefSeq lists its product as uncharacterized. Bases 95 to 1273 code for a protein of 392 amino acids. NCBI's taxonomy places the organism in Eukaryota, Metazoa, Chordata, Actinopteri, Siluriformes, Ariidae. The transcript is spliced from 2 exons. Gene Ontology annotation, molecular function: DNA-binding transcription factor activity; RNA polymerase II cis-regulatory region sequence-specific DNA binding. The record is from RefSeq and is a predicted model, not a curated record. Gene Ontology annotation, biological process: regulation of transcription by RNA polymerase II.